AUGGAAGAAAUAGUGACUGCUAACCGACAAGGUACAGUAGAAUAUCAAAAUUCUAACUGCCAAACCUUGAGACAGCAGGAACCAUCCCCGAGAGGAGACGAGCCUGCAGACAAAGGAGCGGGCAACAUCGCCACACCAGGGGGUUCCGCCCGAAUAACCGACAGACAGGUUUGGCAAACCACGUUGCAGGAAGAGUUGACUUCUAGUAUUAAUAAGAGAGGUUCCCGCUUGAGGGAACCGAGACAUAGUGACGAGUCUGACUCUGAAUUUGAUGAGGAUGUGGAGGGGGCGCUUCCCCCACCGCCCCCUCCGACAAACAAAGACUUGACAGCAGACGACCAAAGAAGCGAUCUCCAGUGGAACCCGGAGAGGCCACACCUCAAAGAGGAGGCUACAAAGCUCCACGAGGGAGAGGUGGACGCGGCCAAUAGGGGGGCCCGGAGCCAGGGGACGGAGGAAAGGCAGAGCCUCUUAUCCCCGCUAAGAAAACCCUCGGACCAUGAGGAUGCCGCACAGCUGUUGAGCUCUCUGCCGGACUCAUUGUGGUCCGAGGGUCCUGCAGAUGGGGGUCUGUGUACAUCCGUGACUCCGGUAACAUUCGAGGUAAACCCGACUGCUUUUGUUAACGUGCCGCAAUAUCCAUAUAAAGAAGAGGCCGCUGAAGGCAUAGCGAAGACCUUAGACGGACUCUGGAAAGCCGGAGUCCUUGAAAAAUCUAAUUCUCCCUUUAACACUCCUAUUUUGCCGGUAAAAAAGGCCGACGGUAUUAAUUACCGGAUGGCCCAUGAUUUAAGACGAAUAAAUGAUAUUACUAGAACUCCUUGCGUCCCGGUCCCGGACCCACACCGUUGUUUAGGUGUUUUGGGCCCGGAGAUGCAAUGGUUCUCGGUAAUUGAUUUGGCUAAUGCUUUUUUCUGCAUUCCCCUGGCAGAGGAAUGCCGGAAAUACUUCGCAUUUACAUAUAAGAAUUGUAAGUUACAAUAUACGCAGGUCCCCCAGGGCUGGAAGCUCAGCCCUGGGAUUUUUAAUCAGUGUUUGCGAGAGCAAUUAGCUGAUAUGAGUAUGCCAGAAGGCUCUCUGUUGGUUCAGUAUGUAGAUGAUUUGUUGAUUGCAGGUAACUCGGCUGAAACCUGCUUAAAAGCAACACAUACUGUGUUGUCCCGACUUGAGGACUUGGGGUUCAAGGUGUCAAAAAAGAAACUUCAAUGUUGCAGACGACAGGUGACGUUUUUGGGGCGGGUGAUCGCAGGGAAGGGCUCGACCCUGAGUAAUUUGCACCGCUCUUCCAUUUUGACUUAUCCCCGACCGACUAAUGUUAAGGAAAUGCUUUCUUUUUUGGGCCUUUGCGGCUAUUCCCGUGGCUUUAUUCCUGACUUUGCGGUUAGAACACGAGCUUUGCAGGACCUAGUUAGGGUCAAAGGCAUGCGUAACCUCCAUGCUAGCUUGGACUGGACAGACAAAACUGAGAAGUUGUUUACCGACCUUAAAAGAGAUUUGGCCGCAGCGACUCACUUAGCCCAGCCUGACUAUGACCUGCCUUUUCAUUUAGAUGUUUCAGUGACAGAAGGUACAGCAAACGGGGCUUUGUUCCAGAAGACGGGCAGUAACAGAUGGGUCCUGCUUCACGUCAGCGUCUCUUUGGACAAAAUAGAAGUAAGACAACCUAUUUGUGCGCCAUAUGCUGCAGCUGUGGCCACAUGCAUUAAUAAGAUGGCACACAUUGUUAUGGGACAUCAACUCUUUAUUCUUACUCAUCAUGGGGUGACAGCAUUCGUGGCCUCAGCAGCGUUCACAAUGCCAGUGGAGGUAGCUGUGGUCAAGUGUCCAGGACAUGCGAAAGCGGGCACUCUGGUAGCCCGGGGGAAUGGCGCAGCGGAUGCGGCGGCGAAAGAAAUAGCAGGCUAUCGAAAGGAUGCUGAAGUGACAGUUGAUGUGGUGCCCGACCUCCAGGAGGCGGCGCCAGAGGAAGACAAGCGUAAGUGGCAAGAGACAGGUGCUGAGUAUGAUGACAAGGAAAAGCUGUGGUUUGGCCCGAAAAGAGGACUUAGGAGACUGAAUUUCAGUGUUGCCCCUACAAAAAAGAGGGAAUUACAACACACUGAGAUGGGCCGAUGCCCAAAUGAUGUAGUGGUGAUGGACUUUAAUGAUAUGUUAUUCAAAGUCCAAGGAAAAAGGUACCUGUUAAUGAUUGUCGACACUUUUUCUGGAUGGCCCGAAGCCUAUCCUUGCGCGAGAGAGGACGCGUCCUCCGUUAUCAAAGCGCUGGUUAACCAUUUUAUCCCGACACAUGGGUUUCCACGAGUAAUCAGAUCUGACAAUGGUACCCAUUUUACGGCCACUUCGUUGGCCACGGUUGAAGGGAUACUCGGGCUUAAACACAAGUUUGGCUCAGUCUACCAUCCUCAGUCCCAGGCCCAUGUGGAAAGGAUGAACCGCACAGUCAAACAAAGGCUGGCUAAAAUGUGUGCACACACUGGGCUUAAUUGGCUCCAAGCCCUUCCCCUUGUUUUGUUUACCAUCAGGCAAGCUAUUAACCGCCGGACAGGGUUCACCCCUUUUGAACUCCUGACCGGCCGCUUGAUGCCUGGUCCAGAAUCAGCUUUGCUCCAGCCGGACAUGGACCCGCCAAAGGGCUAUAAGCCCUACUGGGAGCAACUGUCAUCUCUUGUGUCCUCACUUUGUGUUUCAGAUCCCUCUGUUGCAGACGUCCACGUCAGUGACCCCGCCCUUCCGUCUCACGUGUAUUUGAAAGUACUCCAAAGGAAGUGGUCUGAACCCCGCUGGACUGGUCCGUUUGAGGUGUCGGCUCAGACAUCUCACGCUGUGCGUCUCUUUGGAAAGGGGGACAAGUGGUACCACGUGUCACAAACACGCCCGGCACAGACCUCAGUUGCGGAGUAA
This is a messenger RNA of Phyllopteryx taeniolatus (common seadragon), 2901 nucleotides long. RefSeq lists its product as uncharacterized. Bases 1 to 2901 code for a protein of 966 amino acids. The transcript is spliced from 6 exons. Gene Ontology annotation, molecular function: nucleic acid binding. Gene Ontology annotation, biological process: DNA integration. NCBI's taxonomy places the organism in Eukaryota, Metazoa, Chordata, Actinopteri, Syngnathiformes, Syngnathidae. The record is from RefSeq and is a predicted model, not a curated record.